AGUCGCUAAAUGCGGAAGUUUGUCUGAAACGGCGCAGAAACAAAAGCGACGAGCUGCGACUGAACCUCGCACCAGGAAACUUUAUUUUUCUGUGAACUGGAAGGAAACGGAACGCUCCAUCAUGGCCAUGGACGAGGUUUACUCCGCCACGACGGCCCCCAACCCUAAAUCCUCCUGUUUCGUGGUUCCUACGGACCACCUGGAUAAAACCCGCUUCAUCCUAAAAGUCUUUCAAGUGCUGCUGUCCUGCGUGGCCUUCUCCCUGGAGGAGGCCAUCAACAGCUGCUAUAGCUGCACGCCGCUCUACUUCUUCGAGUUCGUCAGCUGCACGGCCUUCCUCUUCACCCUGCUGCUCGUCAUCCUCCUCUCCACCACGCUGCACAAGAAGGUCACCAUCACCUGCUGGCCCACUGUGGACUUCUGUUAUACCGGUGGGAUCGCUCUGCUGUUGUUCAUCUCCUCCAUCGUCUUUGCGUCGAGCAACGGCGGCUCGAGUCUGGAGACGAGUGCUGUGGUGUUCGGUUUCCUGGCGAUGUUGGCGUUUAUUGCUGAUUUCGCCUUAUUUUGGAAGAACCUAGGGCUUCCCUUCAGGAACGGCGGGAAGGCGCCGUCCAAUCCUGGCGGUGCCGUGCAGGUGGAGGCUCCAGCAGAGAAAGAGAAACUGACCACGGAGGCCAACGGAGCAGAUUAAAUCCAUCUUUUGGCUGCAUUCAGAGGUCACCGGUUGUUUUACGCACCCUUCUUUUAACAUGACGCCGGACGCCAGAGCUGCAGAGCCGACGUCCUUUUUAAAGUCUUUUUAAAUCCUGCGUUAAGUCAAUGAUUCCCACCGCUGAGAGCUCUGAAAUGAUCAAUUUGAAAGUAACCAAUCAUUCCCAGUUCAGAGCGUCCAGCUGUGAGUUUGUGAUGUAAGAAUACUCAGACAGAAACGGACUCCUGUUUUUUAUAGAGGUAAACCACAGAGACACUAAAACCGUCAAACCACUAAAUGUUCUGCUGUAAUGUUUAUUUUUUUAACAUUUAAUUGACGCAGUGAAUCUGAAAUACGUGGAGUCAAUGUGCGUCACUUUGCUUUAUCGUCAGUGUCAUAAAAAUAAUGAACCCACUCUGUCUGAAUUCACAAACACAAUUCAGAAACUGUGACAGAGAACUCACAUCAUGGACUUUUACAAAUUGUUAAACUGGUGUUUUGUUGACGUUGGGACCCUUCAUGUGGUCCCAAGAUAAACCUGAGUCAUCACAAAUUCUGAGAAGACGUAAGAGAAAUAGUUUUGUCCGACAAGAUUCAGUUUAUUAUUUUCCUUUUUUUCUAUUGAAAUAUUGCACAUUUUCAUCUCCUUGCAUUGCAAAAAUUCUGAGAAGUGAGAAUGAUGUUUAAUUUUCCUGCUGUGUCCCUGAACGCCUCAUGACAGCUCAGAUUUAUAUCCUGAUACACUGUAAAACAAAUCUGUAAUUUUACUGAAUUUUCCUUCUUUUAAAACAUUUUUUUCAGAUGGAUAAAAUAGAUAAAAAUAUCAAUAAAAUUGAGAAAAAAUAAGAUCUAUGAAAUAUGCAAGAUUUCUACGUGAAGUAGUGUAAAAAGUCAUAGAUGAUAUGAUCUAAAAUUAACUGUCAGUGAUUUUUGUAAUUCUAAUCAUGAUUGUUUGUUUAAUAAUGGUGGUUUUACAUUUUUUCAAAGGUAAAUCUAAUCAUUUUAAAGACAGAUGUACUAUAUUACACUUAAAGUUCUGUCAAAUACAUUUUUUUUUUCUGGAAAAACCUGAUGUUCUUAAAAAAACUAUAAAUUCUUGCAAACUGAAUUACUAGUUUUCCAAUAAUAUUUUGAUAUUUUUUUCUAUUAACUGAGUUGUUACUAAACAUAAGGCGGAUUAUUUGUAUUCAGACAUUAUCCAAUUAUUUUUAUGGGUGAUUUCAUUGUUUUUAUGCAUGUAAAUAUCCGUCAUUAACAUUAAAAAAGCCUCGAAAAUAUACAUAUUAUGUUAAAAAAAAGGCUAGAAACUGUAUUUUAACUAUGGAAAAAUACUGUUUUUAAUGGGGUAGUUAUUUUUUCAUUAUUUUACAGUAGUUUUGGGCUGCUGAAAUAUUACCAUUUUGCUUUUUUUUACAGUGUAACUUUUAAAUGUGUGUUGAAACAUUCAACACAGGAAAUUUGUCGUCUUAAUUACAGGUUUUUUUGCAGAUAUUCCUACUGGUUUUACAGGCAGAGGCUUUACAUACUGCUCCAAGUAGUAAACAAUGAUUUAACAGAUUUAAUCACGGUUUUAUUUAAAUAUUGACAGGGACACAUUACAUUUCUAGCAUUUUGGUAAAACGUUAUUCUGAAUUCUGAAUAUCAUGGAGUAUAAAUGGAUGUAAUUGUGUCUUUUGAGUUAUAUUCAUUGGUUGUUUGAGCUCAUAAUUCAGAUUUUGAGAGUAAAAACAAGAGUAGGAAAGAAAAAGGAGCUUUGUAUAUGAGUAAAUGUAAUAGAAGUUUUUGCAAAACCCUUAAAAAUUUUGCAAAAUUCUCUUGAUUUUUCACAUUUUUAAUGGAAAGACCAAUGCAAGUGUUCUAAAUAUUCCUACGGCUGUGGAAGUAAUGAUGUCUGUUUGUUCAUGUUGUUGUAGAAGAAGUCUUUUUUGCAGAUGAUUUCUUGCUCCAGUGGGUGUAAUGAUUCAAAAUGUCCAGCAAGUAGCACUACUUAACUGACUUUCCUGCUUACGCGCUUCAUUUUUCAGUCCUGGAAGCUGCUGCUCAGUGAAAACUGUCAUUGAAUCUCUUCAUAUUUGUAUCAGAUUAUCACCAAUUUAAUCUCGAUCGGAGCAGUUUGAGUUACUGAACCGUCUUUUUGUUUAGUCUUUCUUUCAGCACACAAACAUUGCCAUCAUUCUUUGUCAAAAGCACCUUGUUCACCUGCUUGUAGUCAAAUAGUAAAAAAUCUAAUGGCAUCCUGUGAUUUUUCCUGAA
Messenger RNA from Amphiprion ocellaris (clown anemonefish), 2944 nucleotides. RefSeq names its product CKLF-like MARVEL transmembrane domain containing 6 (gene cmtm6). Lineage: Eukaryota; Metazoa; Chordata; Actinopteri; Pomacentridae. The record is from RefSeq and is a predicted model, not a curated record. The transcript is spliced from 5 exons. Gene Ontology annotation, cellular component: membrane. The coding region runs from base 122 to 691 and encodes 189 amino acids.